GCCGCCGCCGCCACCGCCACCGCCACCGCCACCGGAGGAGGAGGACAGGAGGAGGAGCUGAUAGUUUAGCGCAGUCGCGGCAGUGCGAAGGCCACGAUCCUCGGGUCAUAGCUUAGCCCGGCCACUACCAGGAGCAUCCAUUCCUUCUGCGAGGCCCGAAGGCGGCCGACAGUCGCCACCUCCUUCUCGUGGCCUCCUUCCUCCUCCCGCUCCUCCCCGCUCCUCCUCCUCCCCGAGCCGAAGGAGCUGCGAGAUGCUGCGCCUCUGACUCUCUUCCGCCGGCCCCUGUCACCGAGAGGGGGGACGAGCCCUCGCCCACUCCCGGGAGGAGACGGCCCUGGACUCCCCGACCCCACCGGCGAAACCAUGAGCGCCGUUCAGCAGCAGCCGCCGCCCCCGCGGAGGGUCACCAACGUGGGGUCCCUGCUGCUCACCCCGCAGGAGAACGAAUCCCUCUUCACCUUCCUCGGCAAGAAAUGUGUGACAAUGUCUUCAGCAGUGGUACAGUUAUAUGCAGCAGAUCGGAACUGUAUGUGGUCAAAGAAGUGUAGUGGUGUUGCUUGUCUUGUUAAAGACAAUCCACAGAGAUCAUAUUUUUUAAGAAUAUUUGAUAUCAAGGAUGGGAAACUAUUGUGGGAACAAGAACUAUACAAUAACUUUGUAUAUAAUAGUCCUAGAGGAUAUUUUCAUACUUUUGCUGGAGAUACUUGUCAAGUUGCUCUUAAUUUUGCCAAUGAAGAAGAAGCAAAAAAAUUCCGAAAAGCAGUUACAGACUUGUUGGGUCGACGACAAAGGAAAUCUGAGAAAAGACGAGACCCUCCAAAUGGUCCUAAUCUACCCAUGGCAACAGUUGACAUAAAAAAUCCAGAAAUUACAACAAAUAGAUUUUAUGGUUCACAAGUCAACAAUAUUUCCCAUACCAAAGAAAAGAAAAAAGGAAAAGCUAAAAAAAAAAGAUUAACAAAGGCAGACAUUGGAACACCAAGUAAUUUCCAGCACAUUGGACAUGUUGGUUGGGAUCCAAAUACUGGCUUUGAUCUGAAUAAUUUGGAUCCAGAAUUGAAGAAUCUUUUUGAUAUGUGUGGAAUCUCAGAGGCACAACUUAAGGAUAGAGAAACAUCAAAAGUUAUAUAUGACUUCAUUGAAAAAACAGGCGGUGUUGAAGCUGUUAAAAAUGAACUGCGAAGGCAAGCACCACCUCCACCACCACCAUCAAGAGGCGGGCCGCCGCCUCCUCCACCGCCCCCACAUAGCUCAGGACCUCCCCCUCCUCCUGCCCGGGGAAGAGGUGCUCCUCCACCACCACCUUCAAGAGCUCCCACAGCUGCGCCGCCGCCGCCACCUCCAUCCAGACCAGGCGUAGGCGUCCCUCCACCACCACCAAAUAGGAUGUACCCUCCUCCUCCUCCAGCCCUUCCCUCCUCCGCACCUGCAGGACCUCCACCACCGCCUCCACCUUUGUCAAUGACAGGGUCAAUAGCACCACCCCCACCGCCUCCACCUCCACCUCCACCCGGGCCUCCGCCUCCUCCUGGCCUCCCCUCUGAAGGCGACCAUCAAGUUCCAACUCCUGCAGGAAACAAAGCAGCUCUUUUAGAUCAAAUUAGAGAGGGUGCUCAGCUAAAAAAAGUGGAACAGAACAAUCGGCCAGUGUCCUGCUCUGGAAGGGAUGCACUUUUAGACCAAAUACGACAGGGCAUUCAGCUGAAAUCUGUGUCUGAUGGCCAAGAGUCUGCACCUCCAACACCUGCCCCCACUUCAGGAAUUGUAGGUGCAUUAAUGGAAGUGAUGCAGAAAAGGAGCAAAGCCAUUCAUUCUUCAGAUGAAGAUGAGGAUGAAGAUGAUGAAGAAGAUUUUGAGGAUGAUGAUGAAUGGGAAGACUGAUCUAUAUAUUAUAUAUAUAUUUUUAUGGUGAAAUACUAAACACUACUUUCUGUCUAUGGAUUCUGUAAUUAUCAUGUAAAUGUUCUACCAAUUUGCUGUAUAUUUUUGUUGCCUUUUUGCUUUUUUUUAUUAAUCUGUGCAAUACCUCAUUUAAUCUGUAAAGGUUUGUCAUAAUCCUCUACAAAGCUACUCCCUGUUGUUGUGUGCAAGUUUACACCAGGAUGCUCACUUAAUUUGAGAAUAUUUUUCAUUCCAUCAACAAGGGAGUUUAAAUAUUAUAUGUGAGACUGACAAAAAACCUUAAUGUAAUUUAGUUAUAAUGCCAGAAGGAAAACACUAUUUUCAUACCCUACUUUUUCUGUACCUAAAUUUUCUUAUUAAAAUCUAGUAUAGCACUACAUUCUUUUUUAAGUGAUACAAACUUUAUUUAGCCCCUUCAUUUUGUACACAAUGCUGAAUGUUGAAGCUGAUACAUUGCACAGUUUUCUGAAUAUGGCUAUACUGAUGCAAUUUCUCAGUUGUAAGCUAUAUGCUCUCCAUAAAAUCACUACAGGGAUGCUAGUUGGGAAAAUCAGUAACACACGUCUUAACAGCAAUGUUGCCUGUUACUGUAUGACAGUGGCAUUUGGAGGCUAGAAUCAUAAGGAACCCUUACAAUAUCUGUACUUGACUGAGAUAGCUUUUAGUAAAUGUGACCAAUACUUUUUGACAAAAAUUUUAAAAAAAGAAAAUUUUGGAAUUAUUCUGAAGCAGGUUGUUUAAGUUGGUGGAAGGAGGAGGCAUUUCCAUUUUCUGUCAGCUAAAAGAUGCAAUACAUAUGGUUGCUUUACUAUUUAGCUAAAUAUACUGUAAUUCAGAACAUUAUGAAAAUGAUACAGAAGUUCCUACUUUGCCAUUUAUAUCAGUUAAAGUAUUCAGAUUUACCAAUUAAUGAAAUUUUAGUUGGCAAAGGUAUACAUUGUAAUGUGAGCCUAUUGUGCUAUUUUUCUUUAAUUUUGACAAUUACUCUAGGUUUUUGUCAAAUGUCAGGUGAAGGGAUACAUUUUUUAAAAGAUUGGUGGUCCCAAUGUAAAAUUUCUUGAACAUAUAAAUGAAUGAUAGAAUUUUCCAAAAUAAAUAAAUGAAACUUUACGGCCUGUAUGUUAUAUAUACUAAAUGAUUUGUUAAAAACUAGGGUUUCCUUGCCUCUCUACAAUACACUAAUCUGCCUGAAGGUGAUUGUUUCAUAUUUAUAGCACUAAUUAUCAAAUCUACCUACUUUAAAUUUUAAGGUAGAAAAAUAAUCUGAUUUAAGUAAAGACAUAUUUUUCUCACAUUGAGUCAUAUACAGAAUGUAGUUCCAAAUGUAUUUCAUUACUAUAGUCACAUUAUCCAACUAAAAUUUAAGCUCUCUAGAAUUGUACUGACCAAAAUCUAGUAUUGGCGUGAUCUUGACAGGCUGGACCUGCAAGAUAUGGCUUGAAUUUUAACCAGUUAUCACAUAAUCUCUAGUGAUCAUACAUCUAGUCAUCAUAAGAAGUAAUUUAAAAGGUUUGGGGGCCGAAAGCAGUAAGUGGUACAGUAAAAUAAUUAAGUUAUUCAAAGACGUUGCCUUCCUUGAGAGAAUUAAUUAAUUUAAGCACAUGGAAAAGAUUCUAGACAUUUGGUUUCUUGCUAAAACAGUGCCCUCUGCUGCUGGAAACCUUUCUCUGCUAUUAUUUUAAUUGUGGCUUCAGCUCAGUGAGUUUGGUGUGGAUAAGGUUGGACAGCUAUUAGCCAGUAAUAGUUAGGAAUUUGUGCAAAGUGUGAAAUAAACACUGCAGUUAUUUUAUAUAAUACUAAAGUUUUUUUUCUUUAGACAUUGUAAAGAAGCAUUUUAAAUAUCCUUAAGUGUCUUUAAGGUAAUGCCAAUUCAAGACGUCUCAACUUUUAGCCAAGAAAUUGAAGGUUUUCAGCUAACUUUAGUAUGAUUACUCAUCAGAAACUUCUUUUAGGUAAAGCUGUAAAUUUUUCUUAAUUGGAAACACAAUUUUAAACAAUGGGUUUAAAACUUGCUAACGGUAAAUGAAUUUAUUUCUUAAAAAGGAAAGGAAAGGAAAAAAAAGGAAAGGGGAAAAAAAAGACUUUCUGUUGCACAAAGUCUGAAUCACUAUUGGUUGAUUCACAGCAACUUUAAACUUCAGUCCUGGCAUGAGGACUAAAUCCAUUCUGACAUAAAGGUUGCAUGUUUCAGUCUUCCAUCACCUUGCACUGUGGGCAGCACUAGACCUGUGCUUUGUCUGAAAGCCUCCCAUAUAUAUUACAGCUCAAUGAUGUCUGAUAGCCUUUGCAUUUAACAGACUAGCAUGAGGCUUUUUAUAUCUAAAUGCUAUGUGAUAGACAAUUUCAGCUAGCCACAUACUGUAUGUAUGAGAUUCAUAGACUUUCAAUCAUUUCCAUUUAUCAGCUGAAAUUUUGUUUAGUAUGUGAAUUUUUUUUUUUUGAAAUGUAUAGUGAAUAGGAUGUUGCACUGGUGGCAAUUCAUCAUGGAGCAUAAUAAAAUGAAUUUGACCCAAAUAGUACAAA
Molecule: messenger RNA, 4428 nt
Organism: Erinaceus europaeus (western European hedgehog)
Lineage: Eukaryota; Metazoa; Chordata; Mammalia; Eulipotyphla; Erinaceidae
Gene: WASL
Product: WASP like actin nucleation promoting factor
Exons: 11
Coding region: 367-1884 (505 amino acids)
Biological process (GO): actin filament polymerization
Cellular component (GO): actin filament; cytoplasm
Molecular function (GO): actin binding; microtubule binding
Source: RefSeq, a predicted model, not a curated record